AGGAUGAAACCUCACUGGCAUGCAAUUGGAGUGGAGUUGUGACUAAUCUCACUGCCCCAUCGUCAUUACCUAAACUCGAAACCCCAUUUCUCAACCCAAAUCUAAUUCCAGAGCAAUGGCUGCUUUGCUGGUUCCAGAGAAUCUACCUCCGUCUCUGGAUUCCACAUCCGAACCGCCUCGCCUCUUCGAUGGAACCACCAGGUUAUACACCAAUUACCAGUGCCCUUAUGCUCAGCGAGUUUGGAUCACCAGAAAUUUCAAGGGUUUGCAAAAGGAGAUAAAGUUGGUACCACUUGAUCUUCAAAAUAGGCCUGCUUGGUACAAGGAAAAAGUGUACCCUGAGAACAAGGUGCCUUCUUUAGAACACAAAAACAGAGUAAUUGGAGAGAGUUUGGACUUGAUUAAGUACGUCGACAGCAAUUUCGAAGGCCUGUCUCUUUUACCUGACGACCCUGAGAAGCAGAAGUUCGCAGAAGAGUUGAUAGCCUACAGCGACACAUUCAAUAAGACAGUCUUUGGUUCAUUCAAGGGCAAUCCCGAGAACGAUGCAGCUGGUGCCUUUGACCAUAUAGAAAAAGCACUUGGCAAAUAUGAUGGUCCUUUCUUCCUUGGAGAGUUCAGUCAGGUUGACAUUGUAUAUGCUCCAUUCAUUGAAAGGGCGAGACCCUUCAUACUAGAAGUAUUCAAGUAUGACAUUACAACGGGCAGGCCUAACAUAGCAGCGUGGAUUGAGGAGCUGGAGAAGAUUGAUGCUUACAGAGUUACCAAAUGUGAUAUCCCAAAGACCAUUGCGUUUUACAAGGCUCACUUUCUGGCCUAAAACUUAAGAAAGAAUGCUUUGAUGUCUAUGGUAGUGUACUCUCAACAAGUGAUGAUGUUUCCCGCUUGCUGUCUAUAAAUAAAGAUUAAAUAAACUAUAUACUCCGCGCCCGCGUGUGUAUCGAACUUGAGUGGGAUAUAUUUGCUCAGAUUGUUGAUGAAUUUGGUGCUUAUCAUGUGAAAACUAGUUUGUGGUUUGUAUUUAUAAAUUACUCAAAUAAGAUUUCUUUUUUUUUAUUUAAAAAAAAGAUCUGUUUUUUACGGAGUACUUUUUUAACAUUAGUUUGUAAUACAAGAUCUUGUUGACG
Cuscuta campestris is the source of this 1127-nucleotide messenger RNA. The record is from the annotation of a GenBank genome assembly. NCBI's taxonomy places the organism in Eukaryota, Viridiplantae, Streptophyta, Magnoliopsida, Solanales, Convolvulaceae.